This is a messenger RNA of Ilex paraguariensis (yerba mate), 210 nucleotides long. NCBI's taxonomy places the organism in Eukaryota, Viridiplantae, Streptophyta, Magnoliopsida, Aquifoliales, Aquifoliaceae. The record is from the annotation of a GenBank genome assembly.
ACACAGACACUUGCACAAGUUUACCACACAGCUCAUGAUGUUGUCAGUGGGGAGCCUGAUAUGGGGAGAUAUCAAGCGGUCAUUAGGCAGAUGGAGGAGCUAAGAUACCGGUGUUUGUCAGCUCUUUUUGAGCAUGGACGACUUGUGCAGCCUCCGGGAGCCAGUCAGCAGCCAGUUGUUGUAGCCCCAGUUCUUGCACGACAGCGAGGA